This is a messenger RNA of Fusarium graminearum PH-1, 1101 nucleotides long. RefSeq lists its product as uncharacterized. The transcript is spliced from 2 exons. The record is from RefSeq and is a predicted model, not a curated record. Bases 1 to 1101 code for a protein of 366 amino acids. Lineage: Eukaryota; Fungi; Ascomycota; Sordariomycetes; Hypocreales; Nectriaceae.
AUGCGCACUUCUUUGUUGUCCCUUGCCUCCUUGGCUACUUCUGCCUGGGGCUACGACCAGGUCCUUGGCUUUAACACCAAAGUUGAAACCGAGACUCGAUCGCUCGACGAGAUUCACAAGGCGGCACUCAAAGAGGGAGGCGUUGUCACCCUUUGGCAUGGCGGAGAUUCGGUCAACCGUCAAAGCGGCCUGAAGGCAGCCUUUGAAAAGCGCUUUCCCGGCAUGGAACUCAACGUCACCGUUGAUCUGUCAAAGUACCACGACGCCAGGGUGGACCAACAGCUUGCUACUGGUGGAAAGGCUGUCUACGUCGACAGCGUUAUUCUCCAGACAUUGCAAGACUAUCCCCGCUGGGCUCAACAAGGCGCGUUGCUCAACUACGCGCCCAAGGGCUUCGAUCAAAUCCAAGAUGCGUACAAGGAUACCACAGCUUCUUGGUACGGUGUCUACAUCUUCGGCUGGGGUUUUGGCUGGAACAGCAACAAACUCCCUGGUAUCAAGGCACCCGCCGAGUAUCCCGACUUUCUUCGCCCCGAGUUCAAGAACAAGCUUGUUCUGACGUACCCCAACGACGAUGACGCGGUUCUCUACGCCUACCAACUCAUCAUGCAACAGUACGGUGUUUCUUGGUUCCAGGAUCUUCUCAAGCAGAACCCUCGAUGGGUCCGUGGCACCGCAACACCCUCGGCUAUGGUCAAAGCCAGCAACUACACCCAGGCCGCCUACUUUGCUGCUGGCGCAGGCUUCCAAAAUGCCGAGCCAAUGCACUUCGGACAUCCCAAGAGCGGCAAGUACGUGACUUGGCCACAGACGGCCGGUAUCCUCAAGGACGCGCCUCACCCGGAGGGAGCCAAGCUCCUGCACAAUUUCAUUCUCAGCCCCGAGUAUCAGAAGGCUGUGGGUACUUGGUCCGUUCGUCGCGACAUGCCUAUUCCCGCGGGCUACCCUGACAUUGCCAACGAGACUGCUACCAACCCGGCUGAGUUCCUGCGUUGGAUGUCCGACCGCACCACGGUUGAGAGACUUCGAUUUUGGAUUGAGGCUCAUAUCGGUACUGCUCAGGGUGUUGACCCGAUCUACGAAGCCAUCAACAUGCAGUAA